AUGAGAUCGGCGUUGCCACGUCAGGUGACGGCAUGCGAAGGGAAAGGACGGGAGGAGGAUGCUUACAUUCACGGCCGAUGCUUUGAAUUUUCGUCUGGAGGGAUUCUGCCGAGCUCAGCAGGAUGGAAAUCGGGGUCCACAGUUCCAUGGUUGGAUUCGGCUCGUGCAGCCGCCUUCCGCAUCAUGCCACGUACAUGGUUCAUAGGAUACGUCACCUUGACGGGAUGCGUGUGGUGGGGGCUGGUAGCCCUAGAAUUAGUAUUGGUGAGCGGGGCUCUGGAUGAGGACACUUCCAUUGAGGAAUGGCCUACAAGGGGUUUCUCCAACGAGAACUUCCCUGUCGAGCAUUUCCGCACUGGAGGUUCUUUCGAGAGUUUUCCAACAUACGAUUCACCUACUUACGAAUUCCCCACCAGGAAUAUUCUCCCCGACGAAUCACAAAAUGAGAAUGUUCUCAGUGCGGAUUUGCCAACCCACAACUCCCCCGCCCAGGAUUUCCUCCAGACGAAUCUCCUCUGUCCUGACGAAGGCAUCUGCGUCGUUUCCCAGGAUUGCUCUGGGCUGGAGUUGAACAUAGCAUAUGCUUUGCUGGUCAAUAAUGAAACCAGUUGGACAUGCGGCAGGACUCCGGAGACGGCAGGUCAUGUCUGCUGCAAGGUCAUACCACGUCGUGCGGCCAGAGAAACCUUCCCCUUCAGAACAGCUCCAGCAGAAAAAGACUCCGCAGAAAAAGAGCCAAGUUCUAACGAAUCAACAGGUGAAGAAACGGGGAGAAAUCUGGGAGUCGGAGACUAUGGAAACACAGGAGGAGGCUACCAGGGCCAGCAAUAUCCUCCAGCGUCUUCGGGAUACGGUGGGGCUGCCGGAGGAAGCUAUCAAGCCCCAAGUCAGGCAGGACCUGCUCCAUAUAGUGCACCUGGAGGUACCGGUUAUGGGGGAAGUCCAACAUAUGGAGGGCAAGGAGGAGGAGGAGGUUAUCCUGCACAAAGCAAGCCUUACACAGGAGGAUCGGAUUCUAGUCCCCCAUCAGGUGGAGGAUAUGGUGCAACAACGUAUGGGACCUCGGGAAAUGCCGGUGCAGGAUAUGGAGGCUCUCCUGGAGGUUAUACCGGAGCAAAACCAACAUAUGGUGCGGGGUCAAGUCCUAUUCCUGCAGCGGAGGGUGCAUAUGGAACAAAAAACUACGGAGCAACUGGAAAUGCUGGUAAUGAUUAUGGAAACACGGGAGGAGGAUAUUCAGGAACAAAUGCACAAUAUGGAGGGGCACAAGGAGGAGGAGGAUAUGGAACAAAGAAUUACGGAGCAUCUGGAGGUGCUGGCAGUGGCUACGGAAGCACUGGUGCAACCUAUCCAGGAGCAAGUUCAUCAUACGGUGCAGGGUCUAGCGCUACCCCUCCUUCAGGUGGAGGAUAUGGAACAAAAAACUACGGAGCAACUGGAAAUGCCGGUAGUGAUUAUGGAAACACAGGAGGAGGAUAUUCAGGAACAAAUACACAAUAUGGAGGGACACAAGGUUCAAGUAGUACUACUGGAGGAGGAUAUGGAACAAAGAAUUACGGAGCGUCUGGAACUGCUGGUGGCGACUAUGGAGGCACUGGUGCAAGUUAUCCAGGAGCAAGUUCACCUUAUGGUGCGGGCUCAAGCGCCACCCCUCCCUCAGGUGGAGGAUAUGGAACAAAGAAUUACGGAGCAUCUGGAAGUGCUGGGAGUGGCUAUGGAGGCACUGGUGCAACCUAUCCAGGAGUAAGUUCGCCAUAUGGUGCUGGGUCAAGCGCCACCGCUCCCUCUGGUGGAGGAUAUGGAACAAAGAAUUACGGAGCAUCUGGAAGUGCUGGGAGUGGCUAUGGAGGCACUGGUGCAAGUUAUUCCGGAUCAAGUUCACCUUAUGGUGCGGGGUCAAGCGCCACCCCUCCUUCAAGCGGAGGAUAUGGAACGAAGAACUACGGAGCGUCCGGAAAUACUGGUAGUGGUUAUGGAAGCACAGGUGGAGGAUACUCAGGAACAAAUACACAAUAUGGCGGGGCACAAGGUUCAAGUGGUACUCCAGGAGGAGGAUAUGGAACAAAGAAUUACGGAGCGUCUGGAACUGCUGGUGGCGACUAUGGAGGCACUGGUGCAAGUUAUCCAGGAGCAAAAUCACCUUAUGGUGCGGGCUCAAGCGCCACCCCUCCCUCAGGUGCAGGAUAUGGAACAAAAAAUUAUGGAGCGUCGGGAAAUUCUGGUGGUGAUUAUGGAAGCACAGCCGGAAACUACCCUGGGACAACUUCACCUUAUGGAGGUGCCCCGGCACCUAGCCCUACUCCAACCGGAGGGUAUGGAACAAAAAAUUACGGAGCAUCUGGAAACUCUGGCGGUGAUUACGGAAGCACUGGCGGAAGUUACCCGGCAACAACUUCGCCCUAUGCGGGUGCGUUAGGUACCAGUUCCAGUUCCAGCGGAGGAUAUGCACUCAAAAAUUACGGGGCAUCUGGAAGCGGUGGUAGUGGAUACGGAGGCAAUACUGCAGCAUAUCCGGGAACAACUUCUUCAUAUGGAGGGGGCGCAGCCACAGCUCCUGCUACUGGUGCAGGAUAUGGAGCAAGUUAUGUUGGAUCUGGAACUUCUGGUGCAGGAUACGGCAGUACUGCUCCUGUUUAUUCGGGACCAGAUAAAUCAUAUGGAGGAGCAGCUCCCGGUCAAACUUCAGGUGGGGGAUAUGCAGCAACAAAUUACGGAGGAACAAGUUAUGGCGCAUCAGGUAAUACUGGUGGUGGAUACGGUGGCACAUCCGGAGGUUAUACUGCUACAAAUCCGUCAAGUGGUUCAAGUCCAACUCCUGGUGGGGGAUAUGGAGGAACGAAUUAUGCGGGAUCUGGAAGCGCUGCUGAAGGGUAUGUAGGCACUACUGGUGGUUAUACAGGAACAAAUGCGCCAUAUUCAGGAGGACCAAGUCCUGCUUCUCCGGGAACCGGUGGAUAUGGAGGAACAGGCAAUGUGGGAUAUGGAAAUACUGGUGCAGGAUAUGCAGACGCUGGUAUAGGGUAUGGAGAGAGUGCCGUAGGGUAUGGAUUCACUAGCACCGGAUAUGGAGGCAGUGGUGCAGGAUAUGGAGAAAUUUCUGGAGCAUUUGGAGUCGGGGGUGCAUUAUUUGGAAGCGGUGCUAAAGAAAAAAAGACGCCUUAUUUGACACAACGAUGGGAGACUCUUCACAUGGACAAUGCCCCUACCAAAGGCAGCACAAAUUGUAAUGGAAGCAUUCCACAAGUACUGGUGUAA
Darwinula stevensoni is the source of this 3255-nucleotide messenger RNA. Lineage: Eukaryota; Metazoa; Arthropoda; Ostracoda; Podocopida; Darwinulidae. The record is from the annotation of a GenBank genome assembly.